AUGUCUAUACGACCUGUGGUUUUAGAUGAUGUUGGAGAAACGUCUUUUGAAGACGUUGAAAGCACUUUUACAUAUAAAAAUGAGGAUGUUGAGGUACCGAGAUUAGCUCCGAACUCAGCAGUCUCGACUACAACAACGGAAACGACGACGUUCUCGAAUGAAAAGGGGUACUCUUCCCAUACAGAACCGGCUAGUGAUUUUGACAAUGAUAUAAACUACAACAGUGAUUUCGAAGAGUAUCAGGGUGGUCAAGAUGUACCGCUUUCCGUGGAUGAACGACUUAGAGAGAAUUCUGAACAAGACGAAUUGGAGGAGUUGCAAGAGCAAUUGGAGGAAAAAUUGUCUUUGAAUCUGCGGCCUGGGAUGCAAAGUCAGAACCGGAAUUCGAACUCUAGUAAUUUUCCUCUCAGGAACUUAGGAGCAGGAGGAAGACCAUAUGCAAAAGAUUCAGUACGGCAGCCUAGGUCUAUGGUUGAUUUGGCUACUAAGAGGAAUGAAAACAUGAGGCGUAUACCGAAUAGUAGAUCAUAUAUGAAUCUCAGGCCAAGUUCAAGGAGGACACUUCUCUACAAGAAAUCCAUGCCUUCAAUGAUGCGGUUUGAUCACCAAGAUGCGCUGAUAGAGAACGAUGGUGAUGACGAUGAUGACGAUGAAGAUGACGAACCGCGUCUUUACGUUCCGAGGAGCAGAUCAAGCUAUAAAGACAUGCAUCUAGUAACGGACAAUGAUGAAGAUGAUGCUGACUUUGAUAAUGACUUUGAAGGUAUAGAUGAGAAUUUCAGGUUUGACACCGGUAAUAACGAUAAUAUGAAUAACGAUUUCAACGAAGGAUAUCCUGCCUUCAACGCUGCACUGCGUCUCUCGCCAACGUAUUAUGAAAUUGAACACGAUGACACUUUAUUAACUCCGCAGUUGCACAAGAAGCAUAAAGACUAUGAGGUCCCGCUAGAAAGGUAUAGGGAAAAUCGGAAUUAUUAUAUGUCUAGAUCUAGGUCAGGGAAUGUGAAUAUUGAUCCGACUAAACGUCGUUCUACCAGAGCGAAAACGCGACUAAAAACCAUCAGACAAGAGAUUGACUUAAACACUCCGAUGAAGAGAGGUAAAAUGAAAUAUAAUCCCAGAGAGAAGAGAUGGGAUGGGAAUGAAGACAUACUACGUAAUUUCGAAAAUAUCGAAAAUGUUGAUCGGAAAGCAUUUAUUAUCAAAACCAAACGUUCAAGGUCCCCACUGAAAAGAUCGUCUUCCAAUCAGGUUCUGCUGCCGUCUUCCUCCUCGAACAACAACAAUAAUAUUGUGUCUUCAAACUCAAAUAAUAACCUGAACUCCAACACGAACGCUAACUCGAACUCGCAACAUGGAAAAGUCGUAGGGAAAAUGAAGUUCGAUGAGAAGAAUCUUCGGUGGGUGAGAGUAGACGGGCCAGAAGAGGACCCUUUCCAGGGCAUAUCUGACUUACCGCCAGUGCUAUCGCAUUCUUCCCCCUCCAAAAACGUCAAGUUCCAAACUCUCAAUGGGUCAAACCCUUUACGGUCCCAAUCCCACCUUCCCUUUUUCAGAGACGAGAAUGGAAACAGGUACCUGUCAUCAGACUCUACAAGAUUCCAUUCCCUCACCAUAAACCACGCUACCACGGACCCUACUUACCAGAUCUCAAGCAAGCAGCUCGAAAAGUUCUACCAUGAAGAAAACAAAUGGAGUAGAAAGGUUGGUGGAUGGUUUAUACUAGGCGACAAAACUACGAACAAUAAUGACAAUAUCAAUACAAAUGAUACCCAUGGCCCUUCGCCAGAUCAAUCGCAUACUACUCCGAAUGACAAGUCCUACAUGUACGAAAUCAGGAAUAUGGUCAUGUCUUCUGCUCAGAAUUGA
Kluyveromyces marxianus DMKU3-1042 is the source of this 1869-nucleotide messenger RNA. RefSeq names its product Bfa1p (gene BFA1). Gene Ontology annotation, molecular function: GTPase activator activity. Lineage: Eukaryota; Fungi; Ascomycota; Saccharomycetes; Saccharomycetales; Saccharomycetaceae. The record is from RefSeq and is a predicted model, not a curated record. Gene Ontology annotation, biological process: mitotic spindle orientation checkpoint signaling; regulation of Ras protein signal transduction. Gene Ontology annotation, cellular component: SIN/MEN two-component GAP complex; mitotic spindle pole body. The transcript has a single exon. Bases 1 to 1869 code for a protein of 622 amino acids.